UUUUCGCAGCUAUGGAACAAACCGUAGCUGGUGGAGUUCGAGAAGCGUAUCCAGUCUCGGAGGACUUUCGGCCAGAAGAUCUAGAUGACGAUGAGAGUGAAGAGGAGAGUGUGGAGGAGGAAGAGUCAGAUGAAACGAAUGAAGCGGCUACUUCAGAGGAGGAAGACGACGAACCAAAGCUACGCUACGACCGCAUGACGUCAGGUUUAACAGAUAUUUUGAAGAAAGACGCGGCCAGCUGUUUGGCCGCUCACGCCAAGUUUCUUGCACUGGGGACCCAUUGGGGUGUGGUCCACGUGCUCGACCAUCAAGGCAACAAAAUACAGGACAGGGAGUUUCCGUCGCAUACGACGACAGUGAACGAAAUUAGCAUCGAUGGUAAUGGGGACUACAUCGCUAGUUGUUCGGAUGACGGAGUUGUUUCCAUCAACGGUCUGUACUCGUCUGAGCUCAACAACAAGUGUUGUCAUGACUUUCCUGUUCGUGCUGUGGCUUUGGAUCCUCAGUAUGGUCGUAGACGAGAUCGCCAGUUUGCUGUAGGAGGAGGAGACAAACUGAUACUGUAUGAAAGACGGAUGUUUCGGACAAAGCCAACGAUCAUUCACGAAGGAGAAGGACCAGUAAGAAUGGUCAAAUGGAGAGGACAUUUUAUAGCUUGGGCUAAUGAUUUGGGCGUUAAGGUGUAUGACUGUAUUAGUCGGGUACGUAUCAGCUAUGUGAGUAGAGAAGACAGCGCCCCUCGUCCGGACAUCUAUCGAUGUUACUUGUGCUGGAAGGACGACUCGACACUGUUGAUCGGUUGGGCUAACAUGGUUAAGAUUUGUUGUAUUAGGGAACGGCCACAGAAUGAUAUUCGGGACUUACCACGUAAAUACGUUGAGAUCAGUCACAAUGUCCAGUUGGACUUUUUUGUCGCGGGUAUAUGUCCACUCAAGGAAAAUCUGGCACUGCUGUCGUACGUUGGUCCCGAUCAGAACAACGAGAAAGGAAGAGCUCAACGUCCACAGUUGCGUGUCAUUUCACCUUAUCCUAAAACUGGUCCAUUGGAGGUGGCAGCCGAUGCUCUCUCGAUUCGUGGAUUUGAGGAAUAUAGAUGCAAUGAUUAUCACUUAGAACAUGUUGAAGGUGAGAAUCUUAUGCUUGUAGUCAGUCCGAAGGAUAUUGUUGUGGCAAAGCCUCGUGACAUGGACGACCAUCUGGAUUUCCUUGUUGAACGUGGAAGGUACGAAGAAGCUCUCUUGCAAGCCGAGUUGAACGAAAAGCAGUUGAAUCGUCAUUCGCCAGAAGUAUUGGGUCACCAAUAUUUGAAGUUUCUCAUAAAUUCGGAUCAGUAUGUGAAAGCUGCUUCGAUUUGUGAGAAAGUUAUUGGUUCUGAUGGUGCAAAAUGGGAAAACACUAUCUAUUUAUUUGCAGAAAAGGGACAACUUGAAGCCAUUGCUCCUUACAUACCUCGUCAACGUCUUCACCUAUCACAAACUGUCUAUGAAAUGGUUCUAAACGACUUUCUCAACCAUCGACCUGCUAAGUUUCUGCAGCUUCUGAAAGAUUGGCCGAGCAAUCUGUACAACACCAGUGUAAUUGAAAAGGCCGUUCAGGCAAAACUGGAUGAAAACUACGACAGUAGAGUGCUUCACGAGGCUCAAGCUCAACUGUACAUCUAUGGAAAACGAUAUAAGGAUGCUCUACGCAAGUAUCUAAGGCUUGGUCAUGAAGACGUCUUUGAGCUUAUUGAUACUCACAAUCUAUUCGACUCGAUUCAAGAAAGCAUUGUAAUGCUAAUGGACAUGCACGAGAAACGGACAGUUGACAUGUUGUUAGCUAACUUGGACAAGAUUCACGUUGCUGAAGUUGUCGAGCAAUUGAAAGAGCGUCCAAAGCUAAAGCACACGUACCUCCACGCACUGUUCACCAAGAACCCUCGCUUAAGCGAAGAUUUCCACGCAGAUCAAGUCGAGCUGUACGCAGAAUACGACAGGAAGGGUCUCCUCCACUUUCUCCGUUCCAGCAACUCGUACCCACUGGAAAAGGCACAAAAAAUAUGUGUCCAACGUGAUUUUCACGAGGAACAAGUGUAUCUCCUCGGCAGAAUGGGGAAUCUAAAGCAAGCCUUACGUCUCAUCAUCACAAAGCUUGGUAAAGUAGAGAAAGCUAUCGACUUUGCCACAGAACACAACGACGAAGAACUAUGGGAAGAUCUCAUAACAUACUCAGUCGACAAACCACCCUUUAUCACCGGCCUUCUGUGUAGUAUAGGAACUCACAUCAAUCCGAUCGGAUUGAUUUCGCGAAUUCCUGAAGGUCUUCAAAUUCCCGGCCUGCGAGACUCACUUAUCAAGAUCCUCCAUGACUACAACCUAGAGAGUUCCCUCCGUGAGGGUUUCAAGAAGAUCCUUGUUAGCGACAGUGCAUCACUGAUGGAUAGACUUAAUAAAAUUCAGCGUCGUGGAGCUUACAUCGGUUCGAGAGCAGUCUGCUGCGCAUGCCGAGAGAGAGUAGUCUUCGCAGAUAGUCGUAAAGCAAGAAGCUUGGUAGUUUACCACAACAGAACUGUAUAUCAUGAAGAUUGUCUGCCAUCCGCCGAUGAGGUGCUCUCUCAGAAGCUGCUCUCUCAGAAGCUGCUCUCUCAGAAGCUGCACCUGCGGGCAACCGAGGCACGAAAACAAUGAAACAACAAAGUAGUAUAUGUAUUUCUUUAUUUUGAUUGACACAGCUUAGUCACGUUUGUAUUGUACUGAGGGGCUGCAAUUAUCUUAUUCUAUAUGUUAUGUACGGGGUUUGUACUUGUAGACUGCUGAGAGAAUGUAUUGCAUUAUGAGUGAUUGGUCA
This is a messenger RNA of Corticium candelabrum, 2826 nucleotides long. RefSeq names its product vacuolar protein sorting-associated protein 41 homolog. Gene Ontology annotation, molecular function: protein binding. Gene Ontology annotation, biological process: intracellular protein transport; cellular response to starvation; vesicle-mediated transport. NCBI's taxonomy places the organism in Eukaryota, Metazoa, Porifera, Homoscleromorpha, Homosclerophorida, Plakinidae. The coding region runs from base 12 to 2666 and encodes 884 amino acids. The record is from RefSeq and is a predicted model, not a curated record. The transcript has a single exon. Gene Ontology annotation, cellular component: HOPS complex; late endosome.